CUGAUUCCAAUUUUCCCACUCUCUGGUUCUGGGCCAGCCUCACCCAGAAUUUCUCCCUCCCACACACCCAUCUCCAAUUCCUCCUUCUCCCUCUCUUCUCUGUGGUGGUCGAUUUGCGUCAUUGUCUGAGAUAACCACCACUGUCGUCACCUACAUCGCAACCUGGAAAGCAUGUAUUGCAACAAUGGUCUAGUGUGGUUGUUGGGUUUCGCUAGACCUUAAGCUUUCGCAGACAUGGAUUUCAUACUUUCUUUGACGCAUUUCUGCGAGGUGCAUGGUCCAACCUCGAUCAUUUGCUCGCAGGUUCUUCCUUUCGCCUGCCAACAAUGCUAUCCCGAGCCUUCCGACUAUUCUCCCACUGAUACCCCUGCCACUUCUCACGACACCGCUUCCUCCCAUGGCAUGCAAAGUCAGACAAACAGCAAGCCCCCUUCAUCCGCUAAACUAUCUGAAAGGAGCCCGGAAACCGGCGACCGGUCGCCUCGGAUGGAAGACCACCCGUAUUUUUUGAAGACCAAGACCCCACCCGCCGAGAGCCAGCAACCUUCGAGCCAUCUGGGAGGCGCGGAGGGGGACACCUGUGCCAGUUGUAGUUUGACGCUACCAGAGAAUGUAAGCAAGCAGCUACCACCUGGGGCACCGGGGGCACCCAAGAGUGAUGGCAAGGGUCGGAACGGUAGUCCGGUCCUGCGCUCCCGGCAGGUCGUCUACACCUGUGGCAAUAGUUCAGCUGAUCAUGAAGAUGGCGACCCGCACGUCCAUCAAUCCUAUCCGGAGUCUCUCCAUUCGUCCUCUGUUACGUCAGAUGCUUCUUGCCACUCACACAUUCUCACCUACCUGUCCCUGCGUGGACCUCCAAAUCCUACCGAUUACGCCAUCCUUCGUCGCUCGUCGAUCCGGACCCUGAGUUGUGAGCUCUUACCACGCGGACUAUCUUCCGGACCCUUGAGUUUCGGGGACGGAAUCGCCGGCUAUACCAUCGCGUUCGUCUUUCGUCUUCCCGAUCCAAUGGCUCGUGGGAAACGACGCAGCUACGCCUUCCUCGCCUUGGCGGGCAGAGAUGGGGGCAGGGCAUUCCGGGCCUCCCCCGUCAUUUGGCGAACCUUCGGGCGCAUUGCCGCCGGAAUGGCAAACUCAGCAGAGAAGUUCCAGGAGGAAGAGAAACGCCGGGAGGAGCAGAACAAGCGCCCUGACAGGGACGGAAAUAAACCAUACACCCCUGUUUCUUCAUUCCUCACUGGACGUGCACUGGAUCCGGCCGGGCAACUCCGCCGGCCUGGGCCCGUUCGUGCAAGGAACCUAUCGGAGAUCACGGGUAACCAGUACAUUUUUGCGGAAAUCCACGCGCAUUUUGUAGCUCUUCUCCAACAGCUUGGCCACCAGUUCGGCACAUACCCGGUCUCGGAAGAGCAAAUCAUCAGCACUAUCCGCGAAGAGGAAGGUAUUGCUGCAGCGAGACGGCAGUCUACCUCUAUGGCAGGUGGGAAGGAAAAGUCUCGUCGCAAAGCCUCCCAGCAAUUCGGUGAUGAUACCGAUCUGGGAAUGUCGACUUUGAACCUGUCUUCGGCCGCCGGACCAAAGCCUAUCCCCAUCACCCCUCGCCGACCUGUUGUCGCUUGAGUUAUCAUGGCUCACUUCUUUCAACAAGUGGAUCCACAAUUUACAAUCAACCGAUCCACAACAUAUCAAUCCCCGUGAUGUUUUAUCACACUAGCUACCACGCUUUGCUAUACCACGU
Messenger RNA from Aspergillus brunneoviolaceus CBS 621.78, 1738 nucleotides. Its product is annotated as folliculin domain-containing protein. Gene Ontology annotation, biological process: positive regulation of GTPase activity; positive regulation of TORC1 signaling. NCBI's taxonomy places the organism in Eukaryota, Fungi, Ascomycota, Eurotiomycetes, Eurotiales, Aspergillaceae. The transcript has 2 exons. Gene Ontology annotation, molecular function: GTPase activator activity. The record is from RefSeq and is a predicted model, not a curated record. Gene Ontology annotation, cellular component: cytosol. The coding region runs from base 235 to 1620 and encodes 461 amino acids.